This is a messenger RNA of Camelina sativa (false flax), 3396 nucleotides long. The record is from RefSeq and is a predicted model, not a curated record. NCBI's taxonomy places the organism in Eukaryota, Viridiplantae, Streptophyta, Magnoliopsida, Brassicales, Brassicaceae.
AUGGAAGAGGCGGAAGAGAUUGGGGUGGGAGAAGGUCAGACUGUGGAGGUCACUGGUGGGGAGGUGAAUACUGACCAAGAUAUGGGAGAGGUUUCGGAGGAGGAAUUGGGUAAUGAGGGUGUGGAGGGCGCCCAGACUGCCUCAGUCAAGGUCAAUGUGAGUGACAAGGGAAGGAAGGGGAAAGCUGUGGUGCUGCGGGGUGUAUGUGCAAAGAAACGUAAUGCGGCACUGUUGUUGUCUCCGAGGACUCGUCCUCCGCAGGGUUCUGUAAUGGGUACUGGUGAACAAGCCUCUAAGGCCCAGGAAGGUGUCAAGGGAGGCCCAGAGUUUCCCUAUUUGGGGGAUUGUCUCUCCUGGCGUGGGUGGCGGGACAAAAAACCGAUAAGAUGUCGUUUAGACAGGGCUUUGGGAAAUGAGGACUGGCAUGAUUUAUUUCCGGAUACAAUCACGGAAUACUUGCCCAGGGUUGCCUCCGAUCAUAUGCCUCUACUUGGUUGUAUUGGGGCCAAACGGCCGAGGGGACGGCGGAACUUUAUGUUCGACCGUCGUUGGGUCGGUAAGGAGGGGCUUAUGGAGGCAAUUUCCUCAGGAUGGGGUGCACCACCGGUCCGGGGGUCACCGAGUUUUGUUAACAAGGUGGUUAGUUGUAGGAGAGCGAUUUCCUGUUGGCGGAAAGAACAGGCACCAUAUGGUAGGGUGUUAAUCGAGGAUAUUAAAAAGGAACUGGAGGCGGCCCACGCUGAUGAUACAACAUCCCCUAAGGUAAUCGCUGAGUUAACGGGUCGCCUGAGGGAGGCAUAUAAGGAUGAGGAGAUGCAUUGGUAUUUGAAAAGUAGAAACCGGUGGAUGCGGGUGGGUGACAAGAAUACUAAGUAUUUUCACGCCCAAACCAAACAAAGGCGGGCUCGUAAUAGGAUUGUCGGUCUUUACGACAAGCAUGAUGUUUGGUCUACGGAUGACGUAACGGUUAAAGAAACCGCGGUAUCAUAUUUUGGCGACCUGUUUUCCACUAUCAAUCCGUCAAGUUUUGACGAAGUUUUGUUGGAGGUCAAAUCCGUUAUUACGGCAGUGGAUAAUGAACGAUUAACGGCUCCGGCAACGGAGGCGGAAGUCAGAAAGGCGUUAUUUAUGAUGCAUCCAGAUAAAGCUCCGGGCCCUGAUGGAAUGACUGCUUUGUUUUUCCAGAAGGCAUGGGAAGUGGUCAAGACAGAUCUGGUUUCUCUGGUUAAUAGUUUCUUUGAGGAAAACGCCUUCGAGUCAGGGUUGAAUCAGACACAUAUAUGCCUGAUUCCCAAGGUCACAAAACCGACCCGAAUGGCGGAGUUACGUCCGAUUAGUUUAUGCAAUGUGGGAUACAAGGUUCUAUCAAAGGUUUUGUGUAAUCGUUUGAAGACGAUUUUACCUCGUUUAAUCUCAGAAACUCAGUCUGCCUUUGUUCCUGGUCGUUUGAUCUCAGAUAACAUUCUGAUUGCUCAAGAGAUGUUUCAUGGUUUGCGGACUAAUAACUCUUGUAAGGGAAAGUUUAUGGCAAUUAAGACGGAUAUGAGUAAGGCAUAUGAUAGAGUGGAGUGGGGUUUUCUUGGGGCUUUAUUUCGCCGAAUGGGUUUUGCGGAAAAAUGGAUUUCAUGGAUAAUGUUAUGUGUCUCCUCGGUUCAGUAUCAAGUUUUAGUUAAUGGGCAGCCACAUGGUCAGAUUAUACCUGAGAGAGGAUUACGGCAGGGGGAUCCCCUAUCUCCUUACCUGUUUAUUCUCUGCACGGAGGUUCUAAUAGCGAAUAUUCGAAAAGCGGAAGUGGAUAAGCGGAUCACGGGGAUUAAGGUGGCCAACAAGUGUCCCCCUAUAACGCAUUUGUUGUUUGCAGAUGAUAGUCUCUUCUUCUUCAAGGUAUAUAAGGAUCAGUGUGGAGUUGUUUUGGAUAUUUUAAAGCAGUAUGAGGCUGCUUCUGGACAGCAGAUAAAUUUUGCAAAGUCUUCACUCCAAUUUGGACAUACGGUUGAUGAUCCAGCUAGAUUGGAGAUGCAGGGGAUUCUGGGAAUUUCCAAUCUGGGUGGGAUGGGUUCAUAUUUAGGUAUACCAGAGAGUUUGGGGGGGUCUAAGACGAAGGUCGUCUCUUUUGUUCGGGAUAGGUUACAGAGCCGCACAACUGGUUGGACGGCCAGAUUGUUAUCAAAAGGGGGCAAAGAGGUUAUGGUUAAGUCAGUUGCGACUGCUGUCCCGAGUUUUGUGAUGUCUUGUUAUCGUUUACCGAAAACAAUCACGUCCAAAUUAACAAGUGCAGUUGCUAAUUUUUGGUGGAGUACCUCCGGUCAGAGGGGGUUAUGGCGACUGAUUGAGUUCCCGGACUCUCUGUUUGCCAGAGUUUUUAAAAGUAGGUACUACCGGAAUUCGAAUCCGAUGGAACCAUUGCGGUUCUACUCCCCUUCCUAUGGAUGGAGGAGUAUUGUCUCUGCUCGCUCUUUGGUGAAUAUAGGGCUUAUUAAACGGGUUGGCUCGGGAGAUACCAUUGAUAUAUGGUCAGAUCCCUGGAUUCCAGCCCAAUCCCCAAGACCAGCAUUACAAAACGGGUCUCCUGUAGAUCCUAAUCUUUCCUUAUCUCAUUUUAUUGAUCCUUCCACGCGCACUUGGCGACGGGAUCGCCUUAUCGAGCAUUUCGAUUCUGUCGAUGUUCCUUUGAUACAGGCAAUUCCUCUCAGUAGUUAUCCGAAAGGGGAUUCCUUGGGGUGGCAUUUUACAAAGUCUGGCAGAUAUUCGGUUAAAUCAGGGUAUGACACAGUGCGACUGGGUGUUCCCAGCUUUUUCAAAGCAUUUGGGUCGGGGCCGGAUAUUACCACUCUCCUUGCCGGGGUUUGGCAAGUGCGGUGUCCACCAAAAUUAAAGCAUUUCAUGUGGCAAGCUCUUACUGGUUGUAUUUCUGUUUCGGCGAAUCUGAGACGGCGUGGUGUUGCAUGUGAUGUUGGUUGUUCGAGGUGCGGGGCGGAGGAAGAAACUGUUAACCAUGUUCUUUUUCUUUGUCCUCCUGCACGUCAGGCCUGGGCUCAGGCUCAUGUACCGGUGGGUCCGCAGCAUUUUCCGACAGAGUCAGUUUAUGCUAAUGUGGAUCACUUUAUAGGACGGAACAACCCGGGUUCACAGGUAGAUUUUUUCCCUUGGCUUAUGUGGUAUAUUUGGAAAGCACGCAAUGCCAAGGUUUUUGAAAACCGUACGGAACACCCUGAUGAGGUAGUACGGUUGGCCGAAGGGGAGGCGGCCUCUUGGUUUCUGGCUCAGACAGAGGAGGGGGAUUUCGUGGGACCGUCACCUCCUUCCUUUUCUGCUCGGACGCCUCGUGGAUGUCCCAAUUCCCUUUCUUCGGUGUUUUCUGGAUAUCGAUGUUUUGUUGACGGCUCUUGGAAAUAG